Molecule: messenger RNA, 453 nt
Organism: Protopolystoma xenopodis
Lineage: Eukaryota; Metazoa; Platyhelminthes; Monogenea; Polystomatidea; Polystomatidae
Source: the annotation of a GenBank genome assembly
AUGUUUACUCCCUGUAGAGGUAACAGUGGUCUGACUACUCAUGCUACUGCAGGCAUACAAGGCAGUCCAAUUCUGGAGGAACGACCCACCAGAACCCUCCUUUCUUUUUGUCUCCUUCCAUUUCCAGUUCUGCAAGCUGCAAAGUGCAGGUUAACUCUGCUGGCCGGCCGUCCGAUAGAACGAAACGAAACGCCACCUCUUAUUGUCAAUCACUGUUUAAUCCAGCGCCCAUCCCGUCUCUUCUCUGCACAGAAGUUCUUUUUCCUGUUCAGACACUCAUCAAAUGUCGACCCUCGCACCACGGCUCUACACCACCACUCUGUUCUGCGCCUAGUAGCCCUUAGACCACACCUCCCUAAAACCCUUCCUCCAAAGCUUGAUUUUCAGUUGCCAUGCUUGGGUUUGCUAGCACUAAGAAAGCCAAUCCAGUUGGGCGCCAUUUGGGCUCAAUGA